Molecule: messenger RNA, 2531 nt
Organism: Sinocyclocheilus grahami
Lineage: Eukaryota; Metazoa; Chordata; Actinopteri; Cypriniformes; Cyprinidae
Product: coiled-coil domain-containing protein 85C-B-like
Exons: 7
Coding region: 555-1754 (399 amino acids)
Cellular component (GO): apical junction complex
Source: RefSeq, a predicted model, not a curated record
UCCGCUCGGGUCAUUUCACACACCCGUCUAAAGAAGGAGCCGAACCCGAGACCCUGAGCAUCGACACGCGCGAGGAGCUCCACGGCAAACCCCUUCGGAUCUGUCUCUGGAGCUUCCGAUGCAGUGUAACGUGAAUGCAGGCAUGUCUUUAAUGAAGGCGCCGUUUAUGGUUGUUACUUUUUGAAAUACAGCUCUUGAAACCUGUAAGAUCACGCGUGUCUGAAGAAAUGAUUUUCUUGAGAAAAACAUUUACAACGAUGCUCGUGGAUUUGUAUGUCACGCAUAGUUUAGGAUAUUUAAAUACACGCAUGAUUGUGAAGUUAUCGGUAAGUGAGGCGUUAAUAAAGGUGAAGGUUUGAAAAUUAAUGUGUGUGGAAUACGAGUCAGUUCAUGCAUAGUCUUCCAUUAUAAAGGAUUCCUGUAAUUAUUUACAUCAUCUAUUAAUCUGGUUUUUAAUGCGUUUUUACAUUGCAUUUUUUGGUGGGAUUGGAACACAGCGCUAUGUUAGAUCUAUGUUGAAUAUUUAACCCUGAGACUGUUCCUCUGUAAGCAUCAUGAUGGCAAAACACUGUCCUAAUGAUGACCUGAGUAAGAUCUCUGAUGAUGAACUGGUCAGAUGGAGCAAAGAGGACUUGAUCAAGAGACUGAGAAGGGCUGACAGUGAGAAGAUGAACCGAAUGCUGGAACAUGGGAACAUGAUGAAGGACGUCAACCGCAGACUGCAGGUGCACCUCCAUGAGAUCCGUAAUCUAAAGGAGAUCAACCAGAAACUGCAAGACGAUACCCAGGAGCUCAGGGAGCUCUGCUGCUUUCUCGAUGAUGAUCGGCAGAAAGGUAAGAAGCUAUCUCGGGAAUGGCAGAGGUUUGGGAGGUAUACGGCCAGCUCCGUGUGGAAGGAGGUGAGCACCUAUCAGCAGAAACUCAAGGAGCUGGAAGGCAACCAGGAAAACGUCCUCCGGGAGAAUGCAGAACUAAAGGAGAUCAUUCUCAUGUUGGAUGAAGAUAGGAAUGGCGCAGGAUCUAGAAGCUCUAUAGACAGCCAGUCUAGUCUGAGCAACCUGAAUGGAGGUUCGAGCAUUGUCAGAGAUGUUGGCGAUGGGAGCAGUACCUCCAGCGGUGGAAGUGCUGGCAGCCCAGACCAUCAUCAUAAUCACAUACACAAGACUGUAGAAACCAAGACUGGCACCAUACGGCGAUCAAUGGAUGAUCUCUCCGCUCCACAUCAUCACAGGAGCAUUCCCAAUGGACUCAAUGAUGCAUCCUCAAACUACAUUCGCCAGCUAGAAACCAAGGUCCGGAUUCUAGAAGACAACAACAAACUGCUCUCACAACCCUGUAGCCGUUAUAGCUUAUCAAAGCUGUCCAUGAAGUGUAAUCCGGUGGACCUGCGAGUCCUGCGGAAGGGCAUGACCCUCUACCGCUCAGAAUCACAGCUGUCUUCGCUCCCCCAGAAGCAGGAGGCCCUACUGAAUGGGACUGCAAGGCUACAGACCAGUGAGUCUUCUCCUUCCACCGGGUUUGUCUCAUCUGUACAGAAACCUGAAGCUGUGGUUCAUGCCAUGAAGGUUCUGGAGGUCCAUGAUAAUCUGGACAAGCAGCUUCCAGAAGAAAGUGAAGAAGACCUUAGUGAGAAAGAGAAAGCCAUAGUGCGAGAGAUGUGCAACGUGGUGUGGCGAAAGCUCGGUGACGCAGCAGGAUCAAAGCCAUCCAUCCGACAGCAGCUCUCUGGGAAUCAGUUCAAAGGUCCUCUAUAGCAGCUCUAACACAUGAAGAACAUCUCUCCUUCUGUUCAGCCACCAUGAAACUCCAGCAGGACCAAACUGAGAAACUGCACACACAAACACUUCUGUCCACUACCAUCAUCCAUGUCAAAUAAUUUGGAAUCCAACUAUUGCAUUACAUUCCAAUUUUCAGUGAAUCAGUGAACAUGUAAAGCAAUAAUCCGCAUUGAAAUAAAAAUUUUUUGACUAUUAAUUAUAUUUUUUCUUUAUUGAUGAAAUGGAUCUCGUAUGAAUUUCUGGACUACUCAAUUGACAAUUACCCAAUGGUCAAUUUGACCGAAUGUAGAUUUAGAAAAAGAAACACUAAAAGGACAGUGUCGUUUGCGACUAGACGCAUGAAGUGUUUACGACUGGCAGCUAGUCAUGUUCAGUCAGCUUGCCUCAUAUUAUUGUUUUUACAUAACAGUGGUGUCAGAAAACUCAUUAUUGUUUCCUUACACCCUUUUAGACAAAGUUGGGUCCAUCAAACUGUGGUUUACUCCUUUCAGAGUGAUACCAGAUAAUGCUCAUUCACUCCAUUGUGUUCUGGUACCCUUCAUGUGCAAGUAAUGUACAGAAAUGACUCUGAAAGACAAUGUAAGAUAUGUACAAAAGCUUUAAAUCACUUUAUUAUGUUGUCUUUUUAAGUGUUUUUACUUUUUCUAGUAGCUGUUUUUAAUAAGUUCCAACUUAACAGCGUAUGGGGUUUUUUAACAGCGCAACACUUUUUGAACAAUGCAACUCAAGACACAAAAGCAGCACAAAACAUGC